Molecule: messenger RNA, 6637 nt
Organism: Coregonus sp. 'balchen'
Lineage: Eukaryota; Metazoa; Chordata; Actinopteri; Salmoniformes; Salmonidae
Source: the annotation of a GenBank genome assembly
AUGUCACAUACCUUGUCCUGCAGGUCGGGCGAUAGUAGCGUAGAAGCCAGAGUAGUCCGCGAGCGCUGGGGGAGGUCUUGCUCUCCAUGAACUGACGGAUCUUCAGCUCCAGCUCGCUGUUGGCCGCCUCCAGCAAGCGCACCUUCUCCAAGUAGGUGGACAGGCGGUCGUUCAGGUUCUGCAUUGUGGCCUUCUCGUUGGCCGACACAUUAAAGUCGUCUCCACCGCCGCCACCACCACCCCCCCCCUCCCAUGCCGAACCAUAACCACCCCCCGCCGCCCCACCGCCGCCGCCACUCCCCCUCCCAUUCCGAACCAUAACCACCACCACAAACACCUCCGCCAACCCCGAACCCGAACAGGAGCGCAGAUCUCACCCGAUCCGCCUGCAACCUCCAACCCAACACUGCCGGGCCCUCAUUGCAUUGGUACACUGCCCUCCUCCACCGCCCCCCCACCCAUCGAGGAUAAUCGGGAGGAGCCAUGCCCAUACCCAUUCCCACCACCACCUCCAAGACCUUCAUGGACAUGGUUCCACCUUCCCGCCCACCAACCACUGCUGCUUUACGGACAUGCAGAAUCUGGAAGGACAUGGCUGCUGAGAUGAGUCUUCGCCUGGGAUGAUGAAGAGAAUUUGUUUGCACGGCCACCACUGUUCCUUUUUUGCUGCACAGGGCAGAAUGAGGAGGAGGGUGGGAUGAGGACAUGGGUGGGAGAGGCAGAAGGGAGGAAUAGAGAAGGGAGGAAUACUGAGGUAUUCCCAUGUAGUACAGGCUCCUCCCCCACUUUGAACACCCUGUUGUCGAAGACGCUAGAAUGCAGAAGAGAUUGAAGAGGAUAAUAGAUAUUUACUUUAUGUCUUGAUAUGCAAAUAAUUGAAAAUAUACGUUGUUUUGUCAGCUCCUCUCCCGCCACUCCUCUAUUUAUGCGUCUGCCUGCAGGUUGCUUGCAAGCAUUCACAACAACAAUAAAGUGCACACAGGACCCCUAAACAGUUGGAAUUCUUCUCCCAUAACAGCGUCUCUAUUAGCCCAAGUAGGUCAUUCAUCAAGUCAACACACAGUAUAACUUUGACAUGCUGUACAGGUUCUUUGCCAUGUUUCCUUAUCAAUUGAUUGACAAACACUCACUGAAUGGCUAUUUACCUGUACCUGUUAGUUACCACGACAACAAGUUGCCACAGAAAACGUCAUGGUAAAAUAUGAUAUUUUGGCUGACAAACCCAGACACAUUUUCCCCAAACAUACCUGUCUUGUCCUCAAACACUUAUCUCUCGCAGAAAGUGCCCUGUGCUUUUCUUUCACGCACCGCAACAGUACUGCCCGUUCCAUCCUUUAAUGCAGUUCCAUCUACUGUAGUAGUCUGCAGACCGACAAACGUUGUUUUUCCUCCCUUGUACCACUUACACACCCCCAUGGGAUGAGUCAUUACCCGGCAUGUGUGGAGCCCGCUCUGAAACUCACCGCGGUUGGUUUUAGUUGGAUUAAUACUGAUGUGGCGUUUUUUUCUUUAAUACCUUGCAGGGUACUUGCAUCUGCAUAGUCCAGAUAAGCACAGCAUUUCUUUCUGAUUUUUUUCUGUUCACUCUCCAGAGGGUUGCCAUUGUAUCCACGUUUUGAACAUUGAAAUGUUGAUUUACAUUUGAUCAAGCAAAAUGCGACAACGUCCGAGGUUUACUGAUUGCAGUAGAAGUAUUAUUUGUGACAUUGGUGAAAGAUGUUUUUGGAACACUAGAGCUAGCUAGUCCCAUCAACAUUUGUCAACAUCUAAAAGUGACUUAACCAUUGCCAGUUACAGUGCCUAUGAAAUUCGACACAGACCCCUUGCACAGUCUUCACAUUUUUGCUGAGGCAUGUUUUCUCUAACAUUUUACCUGGUCUUUAAGCCAUUCAUGUUUAUUGUGAUCCUGACAAAUAACACCGUGUGAAACCCUCCGUAUUUUAUGUUGUCAUAGGCAAAUAAACAUGAAUGGAGUAACGACCAGGUAAAAUGUUAGAGGAAAACAUGCCUCAGCAAAAUGUGAAGACUGUGCAAGGGGUGUGUAGACAUUCACUAGGCACUGUAACUGCAAUGGUUAAAUGUCACUUUUAGAUGUUGACAAAAUGUUGACUGGGAUCUAGCUAGCUCUAGUGCUUCCAAACAUCUUCACCAAUGUCACAAUAAUACUUUCUACUGCAAAUCAUUAACAUAAGGACGUGUCGCAUUGGCUUGAUCAAAUGUAAAUCAACUUUUCAAUGUUCAAAACGUGGGACUACAAUGGCAACCUCUGGAGAGUGAACAGAAAAAUCAGCAAGAAAUGCUGUGCUUAUCUGGAAAUAUGCAGAUGCCAAGUACCCUGCCAAGGUAUUAAAGGAAAAUAACUGUACUUUAAUCCAAUCUGGGGUGAGUUUUCCUGGGGUACAAUGCCCGGAGUAAUGACUCAUCCCAUGGGUGCUGUAAAGUGGUAAAAGGGAGGAAAAACAACGUUUGUCGGUCCUGCAGACUCCUACAGUAGAUGGAACUUGCAUAAAGAUGGAACUUGCAGUCGACUGUUGCGGUGAAAGAAAGCACAGGACACUUUCUUGCGAGAUAUCAAUGUGUGAGACAAAGACAGGUAUGUUUGGGGAAAAUGUUGUCUGGGUGUCAAGCCAAAUAUCAUAUUUUACCAUGACGUUUCUUUGCAACUUGUUGUCUUGGUAACAUAACAGGUACAGGUAAAUAGCCAUUCAGUGUGUCAAUCAAUAUGCUCAGGAAACAUGGCAAAGCUCACCUGUCACAGCAUGUCAAAGUUAUACUGUGUGUUGACUGAUUGACUGACCUACCUUGGGCUAAUAGAAGACGCUGUUAUGGGAGAAGAAUUCCAACUGUUUAUGGGUGUGUGCACUUUUAUAUGUUUGUGUGAAUGCUUGCAAGCACCCUGCAGGCAGACGCCAUAUAUAGAGUGAGAUGGGGGAGAGUGGAGCUGCACAACACUAGUAUAUUUUCAAUAUUUGCAUAUCAAGACAUAAAGUAAAUAUCUAUCUAUCCUCUUCCAUCUCCUUCUGCAUUCUAGCGUCUGCCAACAGGGUGUCAAAGUGGGUGGAGGAGCCCUGUCCUACAUGAGGUAAUACCUCCCUGUAUUCCUCCCUUCUCUAUUCCUCCCUUCUGCCUCUCCCACCCAUGUCCUCCUCCCACCCUCCCUCCCUCCUUCUGCCCUGUGCAGCAUAAAAAGGGAACAGUGGCUGGGCCGUGCACCACAUUCUCUCUCCUCAUCCCAGGCAGGCAGACUCCCUCUCAGCAGCCAUGUCCUUCUCCAGAUCUAGCAUGUCCUACAGCAGCAGUGGUGGUGGAGGCGGAGGUGGCACCAUGUCCAUGAGGUCUGGAGGUGGUGGUGGAAUGGGUAUGGGCAUGGGCUCCUCCCGCUUCUCCUCGAUGGGUGGUGGUGGCGGUGGAGGAGGCCGUGUCACUGCCAUGAGGGCCGGCAGUGUGUAUGGAGGUGCAGGAGGAUCUGGGGUGCGCAUCUCUAGCUCCUCGUUCGGUUCCGGUGGCGGCGGUGGUGGUGGUGGUUAUGGUUUCGGAAUGGGAGGGGGUGGCGGCGGCGGUGGUUAUGGUUUCGGCAUGGGAGGGGGUGGUGGUGGCGGCGGUGGAGCCGACUUUAAUGUGUCGGCCAACGAGAAGGCCACAAUGCAGAACCUGAACGACCGCCUGUCCACCUACUUGGAGAAGGUGCGCUUGCUGGAGGCGGCCAACAGCGAGCUGGAGCUGAAGAUCCGUCAGUUCAUGGAGAGCAAGACCUCCCCCAGCGCUCGCGACUACUCUGGCUUCUACGCUACUAUCGCCGACCUGCAGGACAAGGUAUGUGACAUGUCUCCUAAAUGGCAAGAGCACUCAAUGAUGACAUCACAGCAUGUCAAAACAAUGGUCAUGUCUGUUAGAGAGUACAGGUACAUGGUGUACACAUCAUCAGCUUGUUUUUCCAACAAGUUACUAAGAGUGAUAUGAAUAUGAAUAUUGGAAAUGCAAAAUUAUAUGCAUUUGUUAUAAUUGAUUCAACCAAGAUAUUGCACCAAAGAUAGAUGCAAAGACAAUAUGCAUAUUUUCAGCUGAAGCAUUGAAAAUAAAGCAGAUCAUUGAAGCCAAUCCUUCCUCUCUCUUAACAUUCCCAAGGCGAUUGCGAAAGGUGCAAUUUGUUUCUUUGUGUCAUGCUUUACAAUGAUCAUAAAGUCGACAGGUUCCCUGCAAUGCUUCUAUGAGCUAUCAUUUACAGUGGAGCUGAAACUCAGAACUCAAUGAUUACAGUGUGGUUUCACAGUUGGUGCGUACUGCAUUUGUGUGAAAUUCCAUGCAUGCUCCAUCCUGAAAUGUUUUGCCAUCCUGCACCUCUUAGAUCCAGGCUGCCACCUGCUUGAACGGAGGCAUCUAUCUGAACAUCGACAACGCAAAGCUCGCUGCAGACGACUUCAGAACCAAGUAAGUAUAUCCAACACCAUCCACAUAUACAGUACACUGCUGGUGCAUUCCAUAAACCAAAUGGAAAACUUCCAAAUCUGUAAAAACCCUCACACUGUUUUUAUUUUUAUUUUGUGUUGAAUCUAUAAAAAUGGAAACCAAAUGACAUUAACCUCCACCGCCACCAUAACCACACCCUCCCAACAGACAUCAGAUACCUGGUGUUACUUUCUGUUUUUCACAAAAUUAAAUGGAAUACUAGAAUCUAUAAAACCCCUGCUAUUCUCACAAAGGAACACAUUCAGGCAGUUCGUUGACCUAUGCUCUCUCCAUCUCUCAGGUUUGAGAACGAGCUGGCCAUGCGUCAGUCGGUGGAGGCGGACAUCGCCGGGCUGAAAAGGCUGAUGGACGAGAUGACCCUGGCCAGAUCUGACCUGGAAAUGCAGAUCGAGGGGCUGAAGGAGGAGCUCAUCUAUCUCAAAAAGAACCAUGAGGAGGUGUGUGUGGGCUGAUGGAACAUAUCCAUACAGUCCCUUAAUGUAUUACAUCUAUUGACCAUGUCAACCUGCUAUGGGUCUUCGUUAGAACAACAUUGCUGGCUUUCAAGCACAUCUGUAUCAAGCAAUGGUGUUCACAUUUAUAAUGAAGACCGAGGGCAGGUCAAGUUGUUACCAUCAGGCAGAGGUUAGUCACUUCUUAAUAGUUUAAACUCACCUCUAUGUGUUUCUCCACAGGAGCUGCUGGCCAUGAGGACGCAGAUGACUGGACAGAUCAACGUGGAGGUGGACGCAGCACCACAGGAGGACCUGAGCAGAGUCAUGGCUGAGAUCCGUGAGCAGUACGAGGCCGUUAGUGCCAAGAACCAGCGCGACCUGGAGUCCUGGUUCCAGACCAAGGUAGAACCUCUAGAACCUCUAAACUAUAUUCAUGGUGUAGAUGUUCCUUUAGUUCUAGUUGGUAACGUUGUCACAUUCUACCAUGAGUUGAAAUGUUGUUUUGUUCCUGUGAUGACUGACCAAUUAUUGUGUUUUACAGACGGAGACGUUGAACAAGGAGGUGGCGUCCAGCACAGAGGUUCUCCAGACCUCCAAGUCAGAGAUCUCAGAGAUCCGUCGCACACUGCAGGGCCUGGAGAUCGAACUGCAGUCACAGCUCAGCAUGGUGAGCCGUAAUUACUAACAUCUGACCAAGGACCACAUUUUAGGGGACAUUACUUACAUACACUUUCUGCAACUUUCUUCAAUAAUAAACAUUUAUUAUCAAGUGUUUCACUUUCACCUGGUCUCGUCCACUAUCCCUCAAGUUGUUAUAGCCAGUCACCACUACAUUACUAUAGCUAACCUCUACCUGUCUACACAUUCAAUUACUAGAGCUAACCUUUUCAGUAUGACAGUAAACAUUCCAAAUUCCAAACCUACUCCCACUGUUUUUGACCCAUCAUCUCUAUCUCUCCCGGCAAAUAGAAAGGCUCCCUGGAGAACACGCUGGCGGAGACGGAGGGUCGUUACUCCAUGCAGCUGGGACGCCUCCAGAGCCAAGUGACCAGUCUGGAGGGGCAGCUAAUGUCUCUCCGCAGCGACAUGGAACGCCAGGGCCAGGAGUACAAGAUGCUGCUGGACAUCAAGACACGCCUGGAGAUGGAGAUCGCUGAGUACAGGAGGCUGCUGGACGGAGAGGCUAGCGGGUAAGGCAGGAUGCGAUUGGACAGAGGGAGGCCAAUAAGACAGACAGGGAUGUGGGAGGAGAGUGUUACAUCUUUGUGGGUUGGGAAGAGGGGUGAAAGAAGUGAAAAUGAAUUGAUUUUUCCUUCAACGUUUGCCUUUAAAAACAAUGUUCAUUUGAAUUUGACCUUAGUAUGAGCCAUGGUUACUUUUGACAUGAAUCUACAGCUAUGUGACCUUUAAUAGAUACGUAUUAUGAUCAUAGAUCAUAGCUGCUAACUAUGCUAACCAUGGGUUUCACUUCCUCACAGUCUUGGCCUCAGCUCCUCGAAAUCCGGCCUCAGCUCCUCGAAAUCCAGCCUCAGCUCCUCCUCCUCCUCCUCCACCACACGCAAGGUGGUGAUCGUCACAGAGGAAAUGGUGGACGGCAAGGUUGUCUCCUCAAGUGAAACCAAACACACCUCAUAAAGUCUGACACACACAGAGAGCACUGCAGCAAGCAACUGGUUAACCCCAUAGAAAUAUAAUUACUAGAAUGGGUAUAGGAAAUGACAGUCCAGCACAUGGAA